UUUUUCUUUAGAAUAAAUGAAUUAUUUUGAAGUUGCACCCCAAUUUUAGAACUUUCUUCUCAACUGCCUCGUUCAAGAGUGAGAGAGAGAAAGAGAAGAGCGAGAAAGUGUUGCUUUGGAUUGGAUAUUGGUGAAAAUCUGUUUAUAUAGUGAUUAAUGUCGAACUUUAAUUUCAUCAUAAAAUCAUCAUCAUCGUCAUCAUCAACAACACCGUAACUGAAUCAUGAUAAUGCCGCUUUACGUCGCUCGUGAGGCUCCUAAGCUAUGGAGGAAAAUUUGCUCAGAGACAUCUGUAGAGGUUUCGCUUCUUUCCGAGAAUUGGAAGUUCCUUCUCGGUGGAAUUUUUGUUCAGUAUUUACAUGGCUUGGCUGCUCAUGGAGUUCAUUAUCUGCAUCGCCCGGGACCAACACUUCAGGAUGCCGGGUUCUUUCUUCUUCCGGAGCUUGGUCCAGAGAGAGCUUAUAUGAGUGAGACUCUCUUCUCUGUCAUCUUUUUUUCCUUUGUAUUGUGGACUUUUAAUCCGUUCUUUUUCCAAAGUAAAAGAAUAUAUACAGUCCUCAUUUGGUGCAGGGUUCUAGCUUACUUAGCUGUUUCUCAAAUUCUUCGGAUCAUGACAUUCUAUUCCACUCAACUUCCCGGUCCAAACUAUCAUUGUAGAGAGGGUUCAGAACUGGCAAGGCUUCCCCCUCCAAAGAGUGCAAUUAAAGUGCUUCUAAUCAACUUUCCUAAUGGAGCUAUAUAUGGCUGUGGUGAUUUGAUAUUUUCAUCACACAUGAUCUUUACUUUGGUAUUUGUACACACAUAUCAAAAGUUUGGAACAAAGAGAUGGAUUAAACAGUUUGCUUGGGCACUUGCUGUGAUUCAGAGCCUUCUAAUUAUUGCAUCUCGCAAGCACUACACUGUUGACGUUGUUGUUGCUUGGUACGUGGUAAACCUGGUAGCAUUUUUUGUUGACAACAAAUUGCCAGAGCUGCCCGACCGAUCCAUUGGUUCUACCACUCCACAACUAUUACCAUUGAGCACAAGAGAUAAGGAUUCCAGGAACAAAGAAGAGCAUCAGAGAUUCAUAAAUGGAAAUUCAGCCGAUACUACAGACUGAGUAUGGAAAAUCAAUUAUUAUCUUUGGCCAUCAAAUCUUGUUUCACUUGCACUUAAUACUGGAUGUUUUUCAUCAUGUAUAAAUUCCGGUUACUUCUAGUCAUAGGAACAGAUGAAUCACAAGAUUUCAGAAUAGGAACAUCUGCAGAAAAUUACAGAACAUUGAUUUAACUAGCUGAAGCUGAAGAUAGCUUUGGUGUUAACAGUUUUAUAUUUUGUUCUUUGAAGUUUGCUUUCAGAGUAAACCUGAAUUGUACAUUUUGUGGAAUGUGUAAAGUGAGAAAUUGAAUGCUUUUUUUAGGAAAAA
Cannabis sativa is the source of this 1405-nucleotide messenger RNA. RefSeq names its product phosphatidylinositol:ceramide inositolphosphotransferase 3. The record is from RefSeq and is a predicted model, not a curated record. Gene Ontology annotation, molecular function: sphingomyelin synthase activity; ceramide cholinephosphotransferase activity; inositol phosphoceramide synthase activity. Lineage: Eukaryota; Viridiplantae; Streptophyta; Magnoliopsida; Rosales; Cannabaceae. Gene Ontology annotation, biological process: ceramide biosynthetic process. Gene Ontology annotation, cellular component: Golgi membrane; endoplasmic reticulum membrane; trans-Golgi network. The transcript has 12 exons. Bases 224 to 1099 code for a protein of 291 amino acids.